UGUGUGUGUGUGUGUGUGUGUGUGUGUGUGUGUGUGUGUGUGUGUGUGUGAGAGAGUAUUUAUACACCACACCCUGUCCUGUCCUGGAUCAUAACGGAGCUGCUGCUGCUCGCUGCCUCACUGCUGCUGCUCCUCUGAAGGUCGACUCAACAUGGCGCUGGUAUCUGAGUUUCUGGGCCAACUGACGCUGUCAUACGGAGGGGAGGAGGAGCCCACAUUCCCCACCGUGGUGCCGGUGCUGGACUUCGACCCGAACAAAGACGCUGCCAGGAUCGAGACGGCCAUCAAAACUAAAGGUGUAGACGAACAGACCAUCAUCGACAUCCUGACCCGGCGCAGCUACGAGCAGCGGAGACAGAUCGCCUUCGAGUAUGAACGACUCGCCAAGAAGGACCUGAUCACAGCCCUGAAGGCGGCGCUGUCCGGCUCUCUGGAGGCUCUGAUGUUGGGUCUGAUGAAGAGCACCGCUCAGUACGACGCCUCCGAGCUCAAAGCCUCCAUGAAGGGUCUGGGAACAGACGAGGAGACGCUCAUCGAGAUCGUCUGCUCCAGGAACAACGAAGAACUGCUGGAGAUCAAGAGGGUUUACAAAGACAUGUUUAAGAAGGAGCUGGAGAAAGACAUAGCAGGAGACACAUCAGGAGACUUCGCCAAACUGCUGCUGGCUCUGUUUCAGACGAAGAGAGAUGAACCCUCUAAUGUGGUCGACUACGAGAAGAUCGACGAGGACGCCAGAUGUCUGUAUGAAGCCGGAGUGAAGAGGAAGGGAACCGACGUGGGGACCUGGAUCUCCAUCAUGGCGAAGAGGAGCGUCCCCCACCUGCAGAAAGUGUUCGAGCGGUAUAAGAGCUACAGUCCCUACGACAUGAAGGAGAGCAUCAGGAAGGAGGUGAAGGGAGAUCUGGAGAAGUCUUUCCUCACGCUGGUCGAGUGCUUUGAAAACAGGCAGCUGUAUUUCGCCAACAGACUCAGUGAAGCCAUGAAGAGUAAAGGAGCGAAGGAGAAGGUGGUGACCAGGAUCAUUGUUUCUCGCUGUGAAGUCGACCUGAUGAAGAUCAGAACAGAGUUCAAGAGGCAGCACAAAAGAUCCCUGUACCAGACCAUCGCUGAGCACACUAAAGGAGAUUACCAGAAGGCUCUGCUCAGUCUGUGUGGAGGAGAUGACUGAAGCCUCGACUGUCUGGACUCUGUUUCCCAGAAGGCCACGGGGUGUUUUUUUUUUUUUUUGAAUAUCCGCUGACUGCAGGUCUACGUACAGUAUUAGAGCCUUUUUGUUUUUACUUCCAUAGAAACACGUCAUGUCACCUCGUCUCUCUGACCAGCUUCAGUUGUGAAAUAAAAACCUUUCACUGUU
Messenger RNA from Acanthopagrus latus (yellowfin seabream), 1354 nucleotides. Its product is annotated as annexin A2-A-like. Gene Ontology annotation, molecular function: calcium ion binding; phospholipase inhibitor activity; cytoskeletal protein binding. The transcript is spliced from 13 exons. Gene Ontology annotation, cellular component: cytoplasm. Bases 152 to 1168 code for a protein of 338 amino acids. The record is from RefSeq and is a predicted model, not a curated record. Lineage: Eukaryota; Metazoa; Chordata; Actinopteri; Spariformes; Sparidae.